This is a messenger RNA of Telopea speciosissima, 1197 nucleotides long. RefSeq lists its product as uncharacterized. The transcript has a single exon. The record is from RefSeq and is a predicted model, not a curated record. The coding region runs from base 1 to 1197 and encodes 398 amino acids. Lineage: Eukaryota; Viridiplantae; Streptophyta; Magnoliopsida; Proteales; Proteaceae.
AUGCAUUCCUACACGGAGAUCUUCACGAAACCGUUUACAUGCUUCCCCCCUGGAUAUCUUCGUAAAGGGGACAACAUGGUUUGCAAACUAAACCGGUCGUUGUAUGGGCUGAAGCAAGCAUCAAGGAAUUGGUUCUCCAAGUUAUCCACUGCUUUACAAAGUUUUGGCUUUUCUCAAUCACAAGCGGAUCACUCUUUUUUUGUUCUUCGGCAGGGCUCGGCUUCCAUCUUUAUUCUCAUAUAUGUGAAUGAUAUUAUCAUCACUGGCUCUGACAUGGCCCUGCUACAGGAUAUUAAGACUCGUAUCUGCACUACUUUUCACACCAAAGACAUUGGACCUCUAAAGUAUUUUUUGGGCAUUGAGCUAGCCCGGUCUCAACAAGGUCUUUAUCUUUGUCAACGCAAAUAUACGCUUAACAUCCUAAGUGAUAGUGGUCUUACAGGCACCCGUCCAGUAGACUUUCCAAUGGAACAAAAUCUGAAGCUUUCAGACUCUACAGGGUCGAUACUUUCAGAUCCAUCACCGUACCGGCGCUUGGUUGGUCGCUUGAUCUACCUCACUGUUACUCGCCCUGACAUUGUGCACACUGUCAACAUUUUAAGUCAGUUUAUGCAUCAACCACGACAGCCCCACCUUGAUGCUGCCCAUCGUCUACUCCGACACUUAAAGGGCACAGCUAGCCAAGGAAUUUUUCUUUAUGCCAAGUCUACACUCAAAUUAACGGCUUAUUGUGACUCAGAUUGGGCAAGCUGUCCAAUGACUCGUCGUUCAACAACCGGCUAUUGCAUCCUCCUUGGCUCUAGCCCUGUUUCUUGGAAGACAAAAAAACAAUCCACUGUUUCUAGAUCCUCUGCCGAGGCCGAGUACCGUGCUAUGGUAGUAGCUACUUGUGAGGUUACUUGGCUAUCCUACCUUUUACAGCAUUUGGGUGUACCACUACGCGCCCCCGUUGCUCUUUACUGUGACAAUUUGGCAGCACUUUACAUAGCUGCUAAUCCAGUUUUUCAUGAGCGCACUAAGCAUAUAGAGAUCGAUUGCCAUGUUGUGCGUGAAAAACUUCAUCAAGGCCUGAUUCGCCCAACCAAAAUUGCUUCGACUGAUCAAAUUGCAGAUAUUUUUACAAAGUCACUUGGACGAACUCAAUUUCAACAUCUUCAGUCCAAGCUAGGCAUUCGCAAUCUUCAUGCUCCACCUUGA